AUGAGCUCUACUAAGCCCGCUUCAAGCAGCGCAACCACAAAGACCAAAGCGAAGCUAAAUGUGCACAGCUUUCCUAGACCUCCCCUGUGCGAGCGAACCGAUCGGGCACUCUUGAUCAAAUGGGGUGACGAGAUUGUCGCUCAAACAAAGCCAGGCGAGGCGUAUUGGGUCCUGGAAACAACCCAUCCACCAACCUACUAUCUCCCACAGACCACUCUCAACACAUCUGCUGUUACUUUGUCUACAAUUUCAGGCUACAAGACUAUGUGUGAGUGGAAGGGACAGGCUACUUACCACAACUUAAGCUUGACGUCCGGCUCGGAAACUGUCAAAGGCAAAAUAUGGUCUUACGCCUCGCCGACCCCUCGCUUCAAGGAGAUCAAGGACUAUCUGUGCUUCUAUGCCAAUGGUGUUCCUUGGACCUGUUAUGUUGAUGGUGAGAAGGUGAAGCCACAAGAAGGUGAUUUCUAUGGUGGCUGGGUUACCUCAGAACUCGAAGGACCAAUGAAAGGUGGUCCUGGAACCUGGGGAUGGUAA
Lithohypha guttulata is the source of this 537-nucleotide messenger RNA. RefSeq lists its product as uncharacterized. The record is from RefSeq and is a predicted model, not a curated record. The coding region runs from base 1 to 537 and encodes 178 amino acids. The transcript is spliced from 3 exons. NCBI's taxonomy places the organism in Eukaryota, Fungi, Ascomycota, Eurotiomycetes, Chaetothyriales, Trichomeriaceae.